Xyrichtys novacula (pearly razorfish) is the source of this 345-nucleotide messenger RNA. NCBI's taxonomy places the organism in Eukaryota, Metazoa, Chordata, Actinopteri, Labriformes, Labridae. The record is from the annotation of a GenBank genome assembly.
AUGCCCAUAGGCUGUAUAAGGUGUCAACCAAGGGGGAACAAAAAUUAUAUUCUGUGUAAUAAAUUUCUAAAGUUUGUCCACAGCUCCAUAGGGAUUGCUGGAGGAGGCGGGAUUUAUGACCUAUACUGCAGCCCGUCACCAGAGGGUGCUGUUCUCAGAGUGUCUUCACCCAGCGAAGAGGCAGACGGCAUCCAUUCUAUAUACAGUCUAUGCUUCUUACAUGCUCUGACAUUACAGUCCCCUGCUGUUCACCCCUCUGACUCCAUACUGCCCCCUUCUGUUCAAAUGUGUACUGCACCUCUUGUACUCAUCACUGUUUGUCCUUUUAUAUCUCCGCCCACCUGA